Molecule: messenger RNA, 4616 nt
Organism: Strigops habroptila (Kakapo)
Lineage: Eukaryota; Metazoa; Chordata; Aves; Psittaciformes; Psittacidae
Product: pregnancy zone protein-like
Cellular component (GO): extracellular region
Molecular function (GO): endopeptidase inhibitor activity
Source: RefSeq, a predicted model, not a curated record
AUUUAGAAUUGCUCCAACCCAUCAGGCACUUCUCCUGUGUGGAUCUUGUGAGCUGUUUGUCCCAGCCCAAGCAAUGGUAGCACCAGUGCUCCUCUUAGCCCUGACUCUACUCCCAGUCGCAGCUGCAGCAAGCCUGGAACUUCACUGUAUGGUGGUGUUCCCUGCUGUCAUUCACUAUGCCCAAGAGGAGAAGCUCUGCAUUCACUUCAGCUCCCUGACCGAGGCUGUCCAACUAGCUGUCACCUUGCAGGUGACAACCCAGAACCACACACUGGCGGAACGGGAUGUGGAGAAGCCAGGCGCUUCCCAGUGCAUCACCUUCCAGGUGCCAGAAUUCAUUCCCAGGAAAAGAGAUGGCUCCACAUCACACAUAAGACAUCCAGAGAAGGUGGUUUUUCUCCAUGUCCUGAUCCACAGUGGAGAAAAUGUGCUCUUUGAGGCAAAGAAGGUUCUGGUCAAGCCCUAGAAAAAUGUGAUUCUAGUAGAGACAGAUAAGGACUUAUACAAACCUGGAGAAAUAGUGAGAUUUCGAAUUGUGAACUCCAACAAGGACCUUAAGGUCAUUAAAAAUGAGUAUUCCCAGAUAUUGCUGCAGGGUCCUGAAUGUAACUGUAUCGCUGAGUGGCUGAAUGUUAAAUCAAGACAUGGCAUUGUGGAUCUAUCCUUCCCCCUGGCCUCUGAAAUACCCCUUGGGAACUAUACCAUCUCAGUGCAACCAGACAUGGCUCAAAAAAACUUCAGUGUUGAAGAAUACAUGCUGAAAAAAUUUGAAACAAAGAUUGAGCACCCUCCCUUUAUCACUACAGCGAAUGAGGAAUUUCAGCUGAAGGUCUGUGGCAAGUAUACCAAUGGGAAGCCUGUUCAAGGGAAAACAGAAAUUAAUUUUAUCACAUCAUCCCAGUUCCUGGAAGAAGGUUUAUCAAGUUCUACUGAGAAGAUGAAGCGAAAUAGCAGGACAAACAAGAAUGGCUGCACUACUUUUACAGUGAAGACAGAGACUCUGGAAUUAAAUAAAACUGACAGCUACAUAACUACAGUAGGAAAAAUAGUGGAAGAUGGAAUAGGAGCAGAGACUAUGGAAAUGACAAGAAUUCCUAUUGCGACAAGAAUGAAGUCUAUAGAGUUUAUCAAUCUCCAUUUAUUCUACGAACGUGGACUACUAUCUGGAGGGAAGAUGUUCUGCCACAGUGAUGAGUCUCCCCUCAGAAAUGAAACAGUCUACCUAAUAGUUGAUGUCAAUGAUGAGGAGACACACCUGAUAUUCCUCACAGAUGAGAGUCGGGAAGCCCACUUCUCAUUGGAUACCACCAGCUGGAACAGCACGAUGGUUUCUCUGAGGGGUACCUACAGCCUUGGAAAUGAUGAUGAGCAAGAUUCUUCUGAAAGCUAUACAGAAGUCAAAGAUAGCUUCCACUGGUUGAUACCUUUCUACUCUGAAAGCAACAGUUUCCUUGAGAUCAAGGCCAGGAAUGAUAUGAUGGCCUGUGAUCAAGAGCAGGAAGUGCAAGUGGAUUAUAUCCUUGACCCGAAAAAACUUGGCUCUGAAGUAGACCACAUUGAUUUCUACUACUUGGUGAUAGCUAAAGGCAAGAUCCUUUUCAGUGGAAAGAAGCAGGUGCCAAUCAACCAGCAUGAGAAUCUGCAGGGCUCCUUCUCAUUGACUCUGACUGUUGGCGAUGACUUCCUGCCUGACAUCCAGGUUCUACUGUAUGCAGUUUUCUUGGAUGGAGAGGUGGUAGCUGAUGUGGAAGAUUUUCAAGUAGAAAAGUGCUUUAGGCACAAGGUGUCACUGGAAUUCUCACACAAGGAGGAAGUCCCAGGAUCAAAAGUCAAUCUGGACCUGAAGGCUGCUCCAGGGUCCUUGUGCUCUGUCCAAGCUGUUGACAAGAGUGUCCUCCUGAAGAACAAAACCAGCAAAAACAGCAGUGAGGCUAAACCUUUGAAAUGGAGUUUUGCCCCACUGUACGAGAAGGUCUUUGAUGACAGCCUUGCAACUGGAGGACGAGGGUUCCCUUAUCACUUGGAAGGCUUUGAGGCAUACCCUUGUCUGCCCCAGAAGUCCAGUCUCCACAAAAAGGCUUGGAUGGGAGCACAGCGGUACCAAAGUGAUGCUGACGUCUUUAAUCUAUUUAAGAAAUUGCUCAUGAGAAUAUUAACCAAUACUAGAAUCAAGAAACCAGUUUCUUGUAUGCAACCAGGCUUUGUGAAAAAGAUGUAUUCUCGAAAAGACAAUGUUGCUGUAGAAAGUCAUGUUGUCCAUGGUGAUUUUGCACCUCAUUCUCAGGACAAGAAGCCAAAACCACAGACACUUUUCCCAGAGACCUGGAUUUGGAACUUGGUCUCUGUUGGGGACGAUGGGCAAGUGUCUCUCCAAGUUGCUGUCACCAUCACAGAAUGGAAUGCCAACACCUUCUGUGUUGCUGAUACUGGCUUUGGAUUGGCACCUCUGACUUUCAGCCUAAAAGCCACUGUCUUCAACUACCUCAAGGACUGUAUUCAGGUGCACACCACACUCACAGAGACCCCAGAACUGAAAGUGGAUGCCUGUCCAGGCUGCCAGUUCGCCAGCUGCCUCUGUGCCAACAAAGUGAAAACCUUUGUGUGGAAUGUGACAGCCACCAGGCUGGGCAAAGUGAAUGUCACCCUGAGCAGCGUGGCAGAAGAUUCACACGAUCUGUGUGAUAACAGGGUGACUGUGACACCUUUGCAAGGAGAGAGAGACACAGUGAUAAAACCUCUGCUUGGGAAGCCAGGAGGUGUCCUACAAGAGAAGACCCAAAACGUCUUUCUUUGUGCUGCAGAUAGCACUGUCUCAGAAGAGUUCUCCCUGACUCUGCAUGCAGAAGUGCUGGAGGGAUCUGGACGAGCCACUUUCUCUGUGAUUGGGGGCAUCAUGGGCCCAGCACUUCAAAAUUUAGACUAGCUACUAAUGAUGCCCUUUGGCUGUGGUGAACAGAACAUGAUUCAGUUUGCACCAAACAUCUUCAUACUCCAGUACUUGAAUAAGACUAAACAACUGGUCCCAGAAAUUGAAGAUAAAGCACUGAAAUUCCUGAAAACAGGUUACCAGCGUCAGCUGCUCUACAAACAUGACAAUGGCUCAUACAGCGCCUUUGGGAAAGGUGACAGCCAGGGUAACACAUGGCUGACAGCUUUUGUAGCCAGAUCCUUUGGACAAGCCAGCUCUCACAUCUACAUCAAUAAGGAUCAUGUGCACAGUGCCCUGCUCUGGCUGCAGAAGCACCAGCUGCCCAGUGGCUGCUUCCAGAGCGUGGGGAAGCUUUUCAACAAUGACUUGAAGGGUGGUGUGGAUGAUACAAUCUCAUUAACAGCCUAUAUUGCUGCUGCGCUGGUGGAGUUCCAUCUGGAGAAGAAUGUCACCAUGCUGGAUAAUGCCUUACGUUGCCUCAAAAAUGUAACACUUGAUAAGACAAGCCUUUAUGUCAAGGCUUUGAUGGCUUAUGUCUUCACACUGCGUAAGGAUAUGCAGAUGAGAGAGCAGCUCCUGCAUAUGGUAGAGAAGGAAACUGGCAAACAACCACUGGUUACCAAUUCCUUAAAAAUCGGAGGCACAGGUAGCCCUUUAGCUCAUACAGGGAAACUCCAGGGCACUUCACAGAGAUAUUUUCUUCCCCACCAGACCACUUUGUACUAUAACAUCCCACCAUCAGAAACAGAAGAAGUCUUUGUUCUGGAAGUGGAAACAGUACCAAGAGAAUAUGAUGGUGUCAGGGACCAGCUUGACAUCCAUGUGUCUGUCAGUUAUGUAGGGGACCAUGAAACCAGUAACAUGGCCCUGGUGGAGGUGGAGGUGCUGUCAGGGUUCAUUCCUGUGAAGAGCUCUGUGAAAGCACUGGAGAAGAUACCUCUGGCAAAAAAGACAGAGGUAAAAACAGACAAAAUCACAAUCUACUUGGAAGAGCUGGGUAAGACUUCUCUGAAGCUUAACAUCUCAGUGGAACAAGAUGUUGAAGUGCAGAACCUGAAAGCGGCAACAGUGCAUGUCUACAACUACUAUAAGCCAGAUGACCGCACAGCAAGAGAAUAUGUUUUCCCUUGCAGUUCAGAUAUCUCAGAGAAGGUUCCUACUAGAAUGCCCUGGCUCUGCAACCAAUAAUCUGAGUUUUCUGCUUCCAUAAGGAAAACUGCAUUGCUCUGGCUCUCUACUGUGUUGGAUGCACCCUAUUUCCUUUGAUCCUAAGUUUCCAUGUGAAACCUGGCUUAAUACACAGUAGUUUGGGUUCAAGUGAAAUAAAGUAUGUGGGACAUGGAGAUAAGGCAGUGACUUGAUGGUUGAUGAAGAUUUUAAUGUCUGAAAAAGAGAGAAACAUUACUUAGGUCACAGUUAGUUACAUAUUUUGCUUUUGGUAAUCAUAGUGGCUUUAGUCUUCCUCUCCUCCCUGAGUCCCAUCUCUGGGCUACCUUCUCAAUAGAGUUAAAAGAACAGUUUGUCUACAAUCAAACUCGAAGCAAAAAAAGACAUUUCUAGCCCUCCUCUGGUUCACUACAUCCUCUUUAUGUCACAACUGAAGAGUAGGAACAGGCAGAAAAGAACUGUAUAACAAUGCCUUAUGAAGGGAGGCCAUGAGACUGAAAUAACAACCCUUCCACAUUCA